AUGAGUGAAAAGGAUUUUUAUCAAAACCUGGAAGGACACAUCGAGGAGUCCAGGCGGAGGAUCGAGGAGAAGGAAAAACUUAUAGCAGCGGAAAAAGGUGGAGACGUGAAUGCGUCGGGAGCUCCACAGACCCAACCCUGUUACUACGGCUACUGCAGCUUAGUGGUGCCGUCCGAUCACAGCUCCGAUGAUGAUGGCUCCGCCUCAAGCGACAACGUUAGGAGGUUCCUGAACCUGCACCAGGAUGAAGAAAUGGAAAAUAUAAGAAAAAGAAUAAGGGAGAGGAAGACCAAUGGGGGGAAGACGGCCACUCGGGGUGGACGGACUGCCUCCACCAAUGACGGACCCCCCCGUGGAGGUAUCCAAACGAAGAGGAGUGCGACGGUCACGAAGGGAAGAAAGCCAUCGGAAAGCAGAAGGGGAAGAGGAAACAUAAGAGAGCUAAUCAAUUUGGAAAAAGAAAUCAUUAUUACAAGAACACUGAUGCAGAAAAAAAAAUCGAGGCUCGACGAUAUUUACAGUUAUACAAGUAGAAGAGAAGAGGUCAUAAAAAAUUUGAAUCUGAGCAUGAAGAAGGAGGCGUCCUUUUUGCAGGAGUCCCUGGUGGAAAAGUUUAAGCGAACGGAGGAGCUCAUUCGGAAAUUUGCUGAAAUACGAGCGAGGAAAAAGAAGAAAAAAAAACAGGUGCAGCUGCUUAACAUCGAGAUGAGCAAACUGGAGGUGGAAUUCGAGAAGAAGGAGGAGAAGAUAAAGGAGAUGGACAAGUAUAAGAGUUUUCUGAGCAAGCUGGCUAGCACGGAGGAGGAGGCGACAAACGCGGCAACCAGUGGGACAGACGCGGCUGCCAGUUCGACGGGGGAGGCUACCACUGCCGCCCUGUUGGGCGACGCGUCUCGCUUCUCCCAGAAGAUGGCAAAGUAUACAAACAACUCUCAGCUGCUCAUAGACAAUUUCAACCUCCUGGAGGAGCAGCACCUGCAGCUGAUAGACGACACAGAGAACGCCGAGUACGAGCUAGAGGAGUAUCAAAAAAAACUGGAGGAGAAAAAAAAGGAUUUCCUAACAAAAAGCAAUGAAAUGAAGAAAAAAAUAGUUCAAAUGGAAGAAUACAUUAAAAACCACAUGAAUCAAAUCGGGGAAUAUGAAGAUGCCAUUAGAAACAACCAGAGCCAAAUAUGUUUCGACAACAUUAGCAGCAAAAUUGACUUCAUCUGCAGUCAGUUUAACUACGACGUGAAUACAAAUGAAGUUAUGAAGAAGCUGCAAAUAAUGGAGAAUAACAUGUACGCCUACAUUUCCACGCUGACCAAAUACACGGAGGAAAACAGCCAGCUCGUGUACGAGUACCAGCGGGAACGUGAGCAGGAGAGGCGAAAGAAAAUGCGAUUCGAAAUUAACCUCGACAGGAAGGGGAACAACCAAAGCAGGCAGCUCAAAAGCACGAAGACUGCGAACAAGACUUUCGGAGCGAAUCAGAAGGAGAAAAAGGAGAAACGGGAAAAGCGGGAAAAUAUUUACACGCUCUUCGAGAAGGACCUCUUCAAGUGA
Plasmodium inui San Antonio 1 is the source of this 1548-nucleotide messenger RNA. RefSeq lists its product as hypothetical. The transcript has 8 exons. The record is from RefSeq and is a predicted model, not a curated record. The coding region runs from base 1 to 1548 and encodes 515 amino acids. NCBI's taxonomy places the organism in Eukaryota, Apicomplexa, Aconoidasida, Haemosporida, Plasmodiidae.